CGCGCAGCAUAUCCGAACCUAGCCAACCAGCCCCAGCGCCCAACGCACGAACUGUAAGAAACCCUAGCGGAGCAACUGACACACUCGCCUACAUCCUCGGCCGCCAGCUCGCCACCAUCGCCUCCCGGUCGGCCGCGCCACCUCCCGGAAGUUUGAGAAUGGACAGACUCUUGGGAAAGUGUGCAAACUCAGGAAGUCACUCUAUGGACUGAAGCAGCCACCACGUGCAUGAUUCAAACGAGCCAUGUGUUAUAUGGACCAUUAUCAAUGAAAUGGAGACCGCAGUCUUCUACAAACAUCAAGGCUCCCGUAUCAUUAUUCUGGCUGUUUAUGUUGAUGAUAUAGUGAUCACUGGAUAUGAUGUGAAGGAGAUUAAGAAAUUGAAGGAAAAGCUAAGUAGAGCCUUUGAGAUUGGAUAACAAUAUCAUGCCAUUAGGUGGAUAACAUUUGACGUGCUCCUGGUUUGUUCAUUUCCGGGCAUCAUCAAAAUGUCAGGACCGCUGAAUUCAAACAUUAGUGGGGGCCCCUCGAACCUUAGAGAUUCCACAGGAAGGCCAUUUACAUCAUCGUUUUCUGGUCAAUCUGGAUCACUUCCAGGUUUUCAUCACUCAGGUUCACACAACAUUCAUGGAAAUCUUAAUCUUGCAAAUAUCUCUGGAUCAUUAGCACCACGAAAUAAUUCAAUGGCAGGCAUUCCGUCUGCAGGGGUUCAACAACCCAGUGGUGGCAUUUCCAGUGGCCGUUUCCCUCCAAAUAAUCUUCAAGCUUCCUUGUCUCAGAUUCCUCAUGGGCAUUCUGGGAUUAGCAACAGAGGAGGUAUGAAUGUUGGGGGAAAUCCUGGAUUUGGUAGUAGCAUGAAUGCUAUUGGUGGUUCAAUACAAGGUUUAUCCUCAAACUUGGCUAAUGUGGGUAACCGCAAUUCUGCUCCUGGGUUGGCAGCUUCUCCAGUCUUAGGAAAUUUAGGCCCAAGAAUAGCAAGUUCUGGGAAUAUUUUGGGUGGGAGCAAUAUUGGGAGAAGUAUAAGCUCUGGAGGACUGUCUAUGCCUGGUAUUGCAUCUCGCAUGAAUUUAAGUGGCAACUCUGGUAGUGGGGCUAUCAACAUUCAAGGAUCCAACCGUAUUGGUAUGCUUCAACAAGCAUCCCCACAAUUUAUGAACUUGCUUGGAAGUUCUUACCCAACACCUGGAGGGUCACUAUCUCAGAAUCAAGUACAGUCAGGAAGUGGUUCUUUAGGAUCUUCUGGAAUGCUAUAUGAAGGAAGCUCAGGUGACAAUGCUCCAUUUGAUAUUAAUGACUUUCCUCAGUUAACUGGACGACCUAAUUCUGCUGGAGGUGGUCAAGGACAAUAUGGAUCACUGAGAAAGCAUGGAGUAAGCGUCAAUGCCAUUGUACAACAAAACCAGGAAUUCAGCAUUCAGAAUGAAGAUUUUCCAGCUUUACCAGGAAAUAAAGGUAGUUCCUCAGAUUAUCCUAUGGAUAUUCAUCACAAGGACCACCUUCAAGAGAAUAUAAAUAUUAUGCAAGCACAACAUUAUCCUAUGGCUAGACCAUCUGGCUUUAGCUUGGGAAGCAGUUAUCCACCCCGUCAACAUCAGCAGAGUGCUAAUUCAGUUCAAAAUGCUGGGCUGGAAACUAUUGGACUAAGACCGGCAAAUUCUCCAAGUCUGUCAACUAAUUCAGGGGUUUAUGAGCAAUUCAUGCAGAAGUACCAUCAACCACAGACUCAAAAUUCACUUAGGUUGCAGGCAGCUUCAGGUCCUCAACAGUACAAGGAUCAGAGCCAAAAAUCCGUUCAGGGAACACAGGCUGUGCCGGAUCCAUAUAGCUUACUUGGACUGUUGAGUUUAAUAAGAAUGAAAGAGCCUGGACCAACAACUCUUGCUUUAGGGAUUGAUUUGACCUCGUUGGGGUUGAAUUUGAACUCCCAAGAUAAUCUUUACAAGACAUUUGGCUCUCCGUGGUCAAGCGAGCCAGCUGUAGGAGAACCUGAUUAUCAGAUCCCAGCUUGUUUCUCUGCAGAGCCACCACCAGCACUGCAACCAUUUCAUUUUCAGAAGUUUCACCCUUUGACACUAUUCUACAUCUUUUACAGCAUGCCUAAAGAUGCCGCUCAGUUAUAUGCUGCUAAUGAACUAUACAAUAAAGGGUGGUUUUACCACAAAGACUACCGUGUUUGGCUAACAAGAGCUCCUAAUUCCGCACCUCUUGUGAAAACUCCACUUCAUGAACGAGGGUCCUACAUUUGUUUUGAUCCAAGCAUCUGGGAUACUGUUCAUAAGGACAACUUUGUUCUCCAUUACGAAGCAGUGGAGAAGAGACCUGUCCUUCCUUCUGCUGGCCAAAAUAUUAGGCGAGAACUAUAAGGUUCUCCUGCAUUUGAAGUUAAUUUGGUUUGAUCAGUAGCUGUUGUCAUGGAUGGGCUGAGUUCAUACAAAAUGAUUCUAUAAGAACUUAUGACCCCCAGGUGGCAGUUGUAGAAAUGUAGCUGAGAUUUAGAUUUUCUUCAUAAUUUGUUGGCAUUAUUUAGUAGGGCCAUUGUUGUACCAAUGUUGUGACUUGAUUUGUUGUUGUUGUUGUUGUGACGCAGUCACCGUGAUGAUAAUAAAUGUUUUGACCGUUAUGAGUCAGCAUGAAAAUAUAAUGAGACUUUUGAUUUGAGAUG
Zea mays is the source of this 2662-nucleotide messenger RNA. RefSeq lists its product as uncharacterized. Lineage: Eukaryota; Viridiplantae; Streptophyta; Magnoliopsida; Poales; Poaceae. The coding region runs from base 489 to 2363 and encodes 624 amino acids. The transcript is spliced from 16 exons. Gene Ontology annotation, biological process: regulation of DNA-templated transcription. The record is from RefSeq and is a predicted model, not a curated record. Gene Ontology annotation, cellular component: CCR4-NOT core complex.